GUCUUAACGGUGGUUCCUAGGGACGCGGGGGGCCGGCCGGGGGCGAGGGCCGGGCGCGCCGCCGAUGGCUGCUCGGCAGGGGAUGGCCACCUCGAGGGUUCUGGAAGAAGCUUUGGGUUUGGGCUCGUCGGCUGCCGGGGACGCCGCGGACGCGGUGGCCGCCGAGGGCGCCUACUACCUGGAGCAGGUCACCAUAACUGAAAGAUCUGAAGAGGAUUAUGAAUAUAAAGAGAUACCAGAUGACAAUGUUAGCAUUCCAGAAGGUGAAGAAGAUCUGGCAAAACUGAUUCAGAUUGCCCAAGAACAGGCUACAGAUACUCAAAUUUUGGAGCAGAAAACAGUCCUUCCUUCAAAGCACGCAGUACCUGAAGCAAUAGAAGACUUUCUCUGCAAUUUCCUAAUCAAAAUGGGAAUGACCAGAACUCUUGAUUGCUUUCAGUCUGAAUGGUAUGAGUUAAUACAGAAGGGAGUAACUGAACUUAGAGAUGUUGGGAAUGUUCCAGAUGUCUACACUCAGAAUUUGCUUUUAGAAAAUGAGAACAAAAAUUUGAAGAAAGACUUGAAGCACUACAAACAGGCAGCUGACAAAGCUAGGGAAGAUCUGCUGAAAACUCAGAAAGAACGUGAUUUUCAUCGAAUGCACCACAAACGAGUAGUCCAGGAAAGAAACAAAUUAAUUAAUGACCUCAAAGGGUUGAAGUUACACUAUGCAUCUUAUGAACCAACUAUAAGAGUGUUAUAUGAGAAGCACCGUACUUUACUGAAGCAGAAAAUGCUGACCUCCUUGGAAAGAGACAGAGCAGUUGGCCAGAUUUCUGGACUUCAAGCAACACUGAGGGAUAUGGAAUUAGGGCAUAGUUACCAUGUUCCUGAAAUUAGAGUUGCUCCUAAUUGUGGAAAGGAAAAUGCAGCAGAAGGGCCUACUCAAACAGGUCUUCAUGAAGCCAGGGAACGAAACAAACAUAAAACAAAGAUUAAAGAUAAUAUAAAGGCUUCCUUCACCAGAAAUCAAGAGGGAGCCUGUGAGCUCAGUGCACAGUCAGCCCUCCGUUCAGCUCCACGCCUCCAUCAACAGGAGGAGAGAGGGGCCUCUCAGACUUGGAAUAAGAUGACACCUCUUCAGGACACCAUUGGCAGGAGACAACAGAGUGCUUGAGUACGCAGAAUAAAAUCGCCCAUCCAGAGAACGUCAUGCCUCUGUCAGCAGUAACCAAAUGGGAGAUUCUGAGCAACACAUGUUCCUGUCCUGUCUUCCCUCUUUCUGAUCUCCAUAUUCUUUAUCUUCAUAAGGCACCCAGGACUCCCAGUUCAUCAUUUCUUCCAGAAUUUGAAUCCUCCCUAAAGCUACUGACAUUACUUUUUAUGAUUCAAUCUCUCCUCUGCUUUCCUGACUCCAAAAACUUUUCUUUGUACUUUUGGAAACUCAGAUCAUUGCAAAAUCCUCCAUAUUUUCAACUUCUACUGUGAAUGAAUUUCCCUUUCACUUUCUGUGAUAAUAGAAAUCUAGCUUUUCCCUAGUUAUAGUCUCUCCUGAAGCCAUUGGGAUUCUGGUAAAUGUUUAACAAACAGCUCAUUGGAAAAAAAACACAUGAUUUUUAGUGUUUUCCAAUUUCAGUACAGUAAACACUCACACCAAAGCCAUUCAAGCUGUACACUUGGCAAGUUGUGUCCAUAGUCAAGUAUACGUAGCCAAGCCAGUAUGAGUCAGCUCCAGCACACCAAGUCUGACAGCACUUUUAAUGGUAACUGUUCUUUCUGCUCCCUACUUAACCAUAGUAUUGGGCCUGGAGGUGAGAUAAAUAUCCCCUUUGCUUAUUUCUGUUUCCAGUCUCUUUUCUGUCCCUUGAUGAACACACUCUGCCUUGAUUUUCUUAUUGCCAAAGUAUCCCACUCACAAUAACUUGAAUUACAGGAAUACUUCUCUGGUCAUUUUGUUGUUGGUGGUGAACUGAAAAAAAACAAUCCUGUGAUAUUAAGAAUGAAUCCCACCAUAAUUCUUUAUGAUUUAAAUAUUCACAUGGGUGAUCCUUUUAACACACUGGACUUGCAGUUCCUUGACAGUCUCUCCUUCAGUGAUCCUGUUCUUCUGUUCUCAGCCACUCACUUUCUAGUUAUUUGAUAGAGCUAAUUUCUCUUGCUGUUAGCUUCUCAUCUCCUACACCUCUGCAUGCUGAGGUGUUCCAGAGCUCAGUUCUGGGAACUCUUGGAUAUCAUUAUUCCUUAGGUGAUCUCAUCUCCAUUUAUAGCUUUGAAUUACCUAUAUGUUAACAACUCCUACUGAGAUCUUCUACUGAGAUUGCUUCCCUGAAUUCUAAUUUUUUUUAUUCCACUGCAUAAUUGACACCUUCAGUUGGAUAUAGAUUCUACACUGAAGCUUUGUCUGCUGUAGUUUUCUCCAUUUUAAUUAAUGGAAAUCCCAUCCUUCUAGUAACUUAGCCACAAGAGUCUGGAGUUAUCCUUGAGUCUUUUCUCUCUCACACACUUCACAUCACAAGUGAAAAGGAAUGACUUUGGUUCUAUCUUGGAAGAAUAGCGAUACUUCCAUCCUGUCUUACCACCAGCACCUUUGCUCCCCCUUGCUGCUGCUGUGGCUUUCCUCUCAUCUCCAGCUUUGAUGACUGCAGUAGCCUCCUCAGUAGACUCUUGGCUUCUUUCUGUUCCUUCAUCUCCUUUGAACACAGCAGCCAGGGUGAUACUCUCAAAAUAUAGUAAGUCUGCUUGAAAAACAUUUCCUUGCUGAAAACAUUCUCUUGGCUUCCUAUCUUACUCGGGUCAAGUCAUUAUAUCCUCUGAGACCCUAAGUGGUAUGGCCCUACAUGGCUUUACCUCUCUGACACAUUUCCUGCUACUCUCUCAUCUUUUUACCCAAUUGCAGACAUACUGUCCUUCUACCUGUUGUAGAACACUCUAGACUCUAGGCAUGCCCCUGCCUCUAGGCUUUACACUUCAGAUUUCCUGCUGUGUUGUCUUCCCUCAGAUAUCCAAAUGGUUUAUCUUCUCAUUUCCUUUAAAUCUUUAAUCAAAUGUCUCCUUAGAAAGAGACCUUCUACCAGUCUAAAUUUUAAUGCUGCUGCUCAUUCCCUGAUCGUUCUUGAGCCUCUUUCUGCUUUAUUUUAUUCCUUGCAUAUCUUACAUAUCUUUCUCUUACACAUUUGUGUUGUACUUAGUAACUUGUUUAUUGUAUCUCUUCCCCACUAGAAUGUAAGCUCCAUGAUUGCAGGGAUAUUUAUGUUUUAUUUACUGCUAUAUUCCCAGUGCCAAAAACAUGACUGGCAUAUAGUAAGUACCCCAUAAGUAUUUGAAAGCACAAAUAAAAAAAGUCCUGUUGGUUGCUGUUAGAUAGAUAUGAAAUUGAUUACUCUAAGCUGAUUUUAAAUACAGUGAGCUCUGCUAAACUCUCUGUUUCACAAGUUUGUAGUAUUUUUUUGUAUGGAUUUUUCUUGUAAAUAAUGAUACCAUGUAUGGACAGUAUAGUUGUGAUUUUCCUUUUCUGAUUCUGGAAAAUUUUAUAUAUAUUUCUUACCUCUGUGCAUUGUCUAGGACCUGUAGAAAGUGGUAAAUGGAAGUGGUUGGAGUAGGAAUUCUUACCCUGUUCUUGGUUUUAAAAGGAAUGCUUUAAUGUUUCAAUAUGAAAAAUGAUUUAUUUAGAUUUUUAAAAUAUACUCUUUAUCAUGUUAAGAAGUUGUUUUACUUCCAUAUUUGCUAGGUUUGUUUGUUUGUCAUCAGUGUUAGUUUUUUUAUUAUAAAUGGUACAUUUUAAAAUUGUGUUUAAGUGUAAAGAUUUUAUUUUAUCAUGAAUGAAUUUUGAAUUCUCUGCUUCUGAGGUCAUUUUCUCCACUGAUGCUUUAAUGUGACAAAUAACAUAGGUUUUCAAUUGUAAACAUUCUCAUUAUUUCUUGGAAUAAAACUAAUUUACUCAUAUAUAUUAUUUAGGUACCACUGAAUAUAGUUAGCUAUUUUUUUU
Messenger RNA from Manis javanica (Malayan pangolin), 3964 nucleotides. RefSeq names its product sperm associated antigen 16 (gene SPAG16). NCBI's taxonomy places the organism in Eukaryota, Metazoa, Chordata, Mammalia, Pholidota, Manidae. Gene Ontology annotation, biological process: axoneme assembly. Gene Ontology annotation, cellular component: axonemal central apparatus. Gene Ontology annotation, molecular function: protein binding. The record is from RefSeq and is a predicted model, not a curated record.